UUGAAAUCGAGGUCAGGACACGACCACGGUCUGCUCGUCGUCAUCGUCCAAGUCGGUAUCUUUUUCGUUGUCCACGUCGUCGCCGCCAGCCUGAUGCGCGCCGUCUUCAUUGCAACUAUAUUCUGUCGUGUAUCCCUCGGCAGACUUCUGCACUCACUUCCAGAAGACACUUAUGCUUUCCCUAAAUACAAAGUCUCCUUCUUGAAUAAUCUUCCCAUCCUCAACCAAACUGCUGAACGAUGGAUUGAGCAUGGCCUCGACGGCGGUGAGGCGCAGUUUCUCGACCAGCCGUAUAAUGUGCAGUCUCAGUCGAUUGAGUCGGGGGAUGCAGAGGAACCGACCCUAAAAAUUCAAGAAAGAUAUUCUCUAGAACACAUGAAAUUAGGGCCACGCAAUUCUUACCUAUGUUUGAUACCGCCGCCACUUCUCCCGCCUUCCGAGUCUCCCUUGUCUCCUUCCCAGGAAGAGGAUGUCACACCCGCACACAGCUGGUCUCUCCUUCAGCCGCUUUCUGGGAGCUGUCUCUACCACCGCCAGGGCUGGUUCACCUACUCCUACUGUCACAACAACGAGAUUCGUCAAUUCAAGGAACUGAUGCACGGCCAUGCGCAUGCUACGACUCCAGGUGGUUACAAGCCAGAAGAGGACCCCAAGUGGGAAUCUUACACCCUAGGCAGAGCACCGCCUGCAAGCACCGAUGUUGCCCUUCGGGAAGGGACCGUCGAGCUGGCGCGCGGGGCCGGGUCGCGCUACCUUGUCCAAAGAUGGGGUGAUGGCACAAUUUGUGAUAAAACAGGCAAGAGUCGGGAAGUGGAGGUACAGUUUCACUGUUCGAUGGCUAUGUCGGACACUAUCCUGUUCGUCAAAGAGAGCAAGACUUGCUCCUACGUGCUAGUUAUCAACACUCCCAGACUUUGUGGGGAACCUGGCUUCAAGUCACGAAGAGACGUGACUGAGCAAGGUAUUAUCAGAUGUCGGGAGGUCGUGCGUGAGAUGCCCAAUCCGCUUCCGGCCAUAGAAUCAACACUGGAUUUUCCCCACAAGCUUGCGAGGGUGAAAGCCGAGUUGCCGCCCGCUCCGGUGAAAAAAGUGAAGGGCGGUGGUGAGGCUUACGAUGACCUCUUGCGGAGGGCAGUGGAUGUGCUGUUUGGUUCGGGCGGCAAGGUAGGUGAACUUGAGCCAGGAAAGGUAGUUGUAUCCGAUGAUGGAGAAGUCGUCGUGGAAAUCGUUGAAGACCUGGACAAUCUCGAUGUCAGGCAAGGCGAUGGCGCCCUUGCGGACCGGCUGAUAGACGCACUUCGUGUGGCUGGGAUAGAGGUCGCCACUCAGGGAGAGGAAGAAGAGGAAGAGAGGGUUCGUGAUGAGCUCUAACUCUGAUCUAGGCAGAGAUUUGUCUUCUUGCACGUAAAGCCCUCCCUAUGAGCUUUCCAGGACGAAGAAUUCAUAGCAUCAUCUCUCGACGCUAGAAGUAAUUCAGCUGAAUUUUCUUAUUGACGUCUCUCUCGCCACCGCCGUGAACUAAACGUAGGCCUAGGUCUCCUUCAAGAAAGUUGAA
Desarmillaria tabescens is the source of this 1555-nucleotide messenger RNA. RefSeq lists its product as uncharacterized. Gene Ontology annotation, biological process: retrograde protein transport, ER to cytosol; endoplasmic reticulum unfolded protein response. The transcript is spliced from 8 exons. Gene Ontology annotation, cellular component: endoplasmic reticulum lumen. Lineage: Eukaryota; Fungi; Basidiomycota; Agaricomycetes; Agaricales; Physalacriaceae. The record is from RefSeq and is a predicted model, not a curated record. Bases 94 to 1371 code for a protein of 425 amino acids.